GCACACACAUCACUGCAGCAGAGCCGGUAGAUGUAUUGUUUUACCGUUACAAAUACGCAAUUUUUACCGGGUUUACACCAUAUUGGAGGUCAUGGUUAAAGGCUGAAAGAGUUACUACUCAUCAACAUGUCAUCUUCUAGUCUUUUUUGCGCUGUGGUUUCUGCUGUUUUAGUAUCUGUCCUAUCUCUUGCAACUGGAGAAGAUGCUGAAGUCGGAGUGAAUUUCCAAUAUGUUUUUGAGAAAGAAGACUUCUUUGGGUCAUACUCACUGGGUCCAGACCAGCCAGGUCCUGUCAUCUACAAGCCAUCCCUAGUGAAUAAGCCAGGCCUACCAAGAUGGCUGCAGUAUGUCCAGACGGAUCCUGCCCGCCAGGGAUACGUCUAUGGCACCCCAGACGAUGCCAGUAUUGGUGACAUCAUUCUUGAGAUUAUAGCCCUGAAUACCAACACCUAUCAGUCGGCAAGAGUCGAGGUGCAAAUCUCAAUAACGGAGCAGCCAGAAUCCCCGAGCUACCUUGCCACUUUCUUCCUCAGCAACCAGAACUUAGAGGACAUGUUGCCAGCUACCAAGCAACAAGAGUUUCUGAGGAGAGUGUCGUUAGCUUGGUCCUCACCGACGCCAUUAGUGAUCCACCGCCUAAACCCAGGACCUGUAGACACGACGGAGGAAGGGAUUCCCCUGUUGCCAGGCACCUCAAAGAAGCUUGGCGUUUAUGUGAUUGUUGGUUCAACAACACCUUUUUCUGGAGAACUGCUCUCAGUCAGAACAGAGGUGUUGACAGAGUGCGUGAAUGGAUCCUACAAACCCUUUAAGCUUCACCAAGCAUUUGAUCCAGAGUUUGUCGUGCAAUGGUGUCAACUAGUUUUGACCCAGCCUAACCAGUUAUCCCCGAUGGACCCAUCCCCAUCCACCCCCGGACCCAUCCAUCUAGGAGAUGAGUACAUGCCACCAGCGUUGAUAACCACCCCACCAGACCACCUGAUUGAGUUCUUAUUCAUAGUCAUCCCACCGCUCAUCGUAGCUCUUGUCUUCAUCAUCGUAUUGGGUCUUUUCAUGUGCACUUGCCGAGAGGGAAAGAAAAGAGCGACAAGAACACCAGAACUGACACUCUUCAGAAUACAACUGACCCAUCACCAGGGUAUACGUCAGGCUAGCAGUCAGCUGAGGGCGCUAUCCAAUCGUCGUGACGGCGCUUCCUCUUCCUCCUCUCCUAGUACACCUAUAAUUCCUCACGGUGCAAACCCAGCUAUCAGUAGUGUACACUCGUCUCCAAGACAUCACAUACGUGAUCCAGAUAGUCUCCCUAUGACUAGUACCCCAUUGUUCAGUCGUACGUCACCACCUCCGUACCGAGUACCAUCACAGAAUCAACAACCAGUCACACCCACCACACCCAGAGGCUGCCGAGAGACUACUUUUAGCGAUCCUUUUGACAGUCGUCGGCUUUCAGAACCUGAACAUCCAAGAGGUCGCCCAAUGCCCUCACCAAUCCGAUCACCACCCCCAUUUAUGAGUGGUUCAGCUUCUAGAGGUAACCCUUACGUAGGGUCAGCAUGCUAGGAGAUACCAUUUUGAAUGUGACUUCAGGGGGUUACAGUGUUGUCCAGGUGAAAUAAAGGACAAUGUGCAUGUGCAAUUUUUUAAUAUUUUUGUGUUAUUUUGAGGUUGGUAUACUUGCAUUUUUGUUGAAUGUAAAAAUAAAUUUAAUUUACGCAAGUUUUGCAUGAGGGGUUAAGACCUUUAUUUAAAUUGUUGGCCCAAGACAUAUUUAAUGGGAUUUACAACUUUCAAUGUUCUGUGUUGAAGAGCCACCGAACUUGGCCAGCGUGAAUCCUAUAAUAAGUAGCAGUGUGAAAACAAAGGACAGUAUUGUAGGUUGUUUUCCUUCAUUGCUGAAGUUGUAAAACUGUUUUGGAUCUCCGCAUACAAAGCACCAUUUUUCUAGAUGAUCGUCCCUACAUUUAGCUUGAUAAACACCAAAACUUUUUGUCAUUAGCUCAAAAUACAUUCAAGCUUGUGGAGUAGAUUCAAUGUAAAAUUCACUUGUUAAUAUCACAAUGGAUAGGCCUAGAUGAUGUUCCACCGAGUUGUUUCAUUAAUGUCCACUAGGCUUGUAUUUCAAGACAUUGGAAGUGUAUUUAUGAGUUAGAUUCAUAACGAUUCAAAGGCUUUGUGCAUCAGACAAAGUAUUGUAGUUAAUAAAGGUGUUCUACCAAGUAGAAAUAAAGAUGAAACAACAACAGUUUUAGAGAUUCAAUGUUUAUUUCUCUAUCAGACAAAUUCCAUCAAGGUAUGGAAAUGGGGAAAAAAGAUUGACAAAUAAUGCAAAUAUCAUUCAUACUGAAGCAAUUUUCAGUCUGUAUUCUUGACACAAAUCUUUAGCACCAACAGGGUUUUUUGUGGAGCCCAAAGGGAAAUACAAUUCUGAUAUGACUACAUGGGUUUUUUCAGAAAUUGUAAAAAGUUUCAAAAUAUGAAGCAAACAAAACUGGUUUGUGGCCCUAAUUAGAAAUAACUUUUAAUACAAAAUUAUUAAGGUUUUGAAAGGAGAUCAGUAUCCACAGCAUGGCAUUGGGGAGCCAGACUAAGCAAACAACACUAAUAAUAAUUCAUCACACUGAAGCAGAGAUUGUCUGUUUAGUCAACCCUGAAUUUAACUGAAAGAAAUCUAAGACGACAGAUUUUUUGUUAAGAUACCAACAAAACUAAUUACUUCCAGACCAUCACUCCUAGUUUUUUCCAACUUGUACAAAACAAAUUAAAAACAUGAUUAUUACAUCAAAAUGAUAACGCAUGCAUUACUCAAAAGCAUCAACGGUUUUAGACAAUGGGACAUCAAAUUCUAAAAUAACACAAACUGAAAUCUGUAAACAUCAACUAUGCAUGGAUAAGUCAAAAAACGACUUGCAGAUUACAAUGUCUAAACAGCAUCAGACUAGCUUAGUGGAAGCAAAAAAGAAUUAAUAAACUUUCAAAAUUACUUUUUUUUUUAUCCCGAAGGAUGAUAAACAUUUGAUGUAUUCUUUAAUUUUAUUCAGGUAGACACAACAAUUACUCUGUAAAUGUCUGGAGACUGUUCACAAUUCACAUUAAAAGCAACAAAAUAAAGUAAUUAUCUGUAGAUUAAACAAAACAUGUCCUCACUUUCAAACAAAAUGUGAAUCAACCUUUCGUUUUCAAACUGAAAAGCAACCCGAGCUUAACUCAUUUUCUCAAAAAUAUUUUUUCAAAUCUAGUCCCUUGACCAAUAUGCUCUACAAGGCAUCUCAUUUCCUGUCAGGUUUUGUUGUUUUUGUCUGAAAUCUGUCAAUAAAGUUCUCUACUAUGUAAACCCUC
Messenger RNA from Asterias rubens (European starfish), 3336 nucleotides. RefSeq names its product alpha-sarcoglycan-like. The transcript is spliced from 13 exons. The coding region runs from base 127 to 1560 and encodes 477 amino acids. Gene Ontology annotation, cellular component: membrane; sarcoglycan complex. The record is from RefSeq and is a predicted model, not a curated record. Lineage: Eukaryota; Metazoa; Echinodermata; Asteroidea; Forcipulatida; Asteriidae. Gene Ontology annotation, molecular function: calcium ion binding.